UGUUUAUUGCCUUUAAAAAAAGAGUUUUAGUAAUCAAAGUAACACUUGCACUAUAAAAAGGAGAGGAAAUGGUGAUAGAUCUUCAUCAGUCAGUCGUUCGUCAGAAGCUCAAGCAAAAGGUGAACAGCAAUGGCGGUAAGACCCCUCAUCCUGGCUCUCUUUCUUUGCCUCCUUUUAUCUAUUUUCACCACCAGUCACGGCUACAAAACUCAUCGUCGUGGACGGCCCUGCAAAGAGCUCUCAUUUUACUUCCACGAUAUCCUAUACAAGGGCCAUAAUAAGGACAAUGCAACUUCAGCCAUAGUAGGGGCGCCCGACUGGGGUAACAGAACAGAAUUUGCAAGACCUUUCGACUUUGGAGACCUGGUGGUUUUCGACGACCCCAUCACUUUAGACAACAAUCUGCAUUCGACUCCAGUGGGAAGAGCACAGGGCAUGUACGUAUACGAUCAGCUAAAUGCAUUUUCUGCUUGGCUUUCCUUCUCCUUCGUCUUCAAUUCCACACAACACAAGGGUUCGCUUAACUUUGCUGGUCCUGAUCCUAUUCUAAACCAGACUAGGAUUGUUUCGAUAACAAGCGGAACUGGUGACUUCUUCAUGGCUAGAGGCAUUGCCAUUUUGACGACUGAUGCAUACGAGGGAAAUUAUUACUUCCGGCUACGAGUGGAUAUUAAGUUGCAUGAAUGCUGGGAGUGAUUUAACUAGUACAAUUACGUGCUUUCAGCUUUUUCCUUUUCUUUCAAGCCUGUGUGACUGUGUUUCCUUUGUACCCCAAUUCAAGAAGUCUUAGAUCUUAAAGAGCAAGUAUUACAAUGUAUCGGUAAAAGUUUGCACUGUAAUUGUUUUCUUGAUGUUGUGCUCAAUGAUAUAUGAGUUGCUUGUUUGUGCCCUUUUUCUUUUUA
Molecule: messenger RNA, 902 nt
Organism: Coffea arabica (coffee)
Lineage: Eukaryota; Viridiplantae; Streptophyta; Magnoliopsida; Gentianales; Rubiaceae
Product: dirigent protein
Source: RefSeq, a predicted model, not a curated record